This is a messenger RNA of Umbelopsis ramanniana AG, 298 nucleotides long. RefSeq lists its product as uncharacterized. The transcript has a single exon. The record is from RefSeq and is a predicted model, not a curated record. NCBI's taxonomy places the organism in Eukaryota, Fungi, Mucoromycota, Umbelopsidomycetes, Umbelopsidales, Umbelopsidaceae. Bases 119 to 277 code for a protein of 52 amino acids.
AUGGUUGACAGGUCGAAGACGACUGCACUAGGGUUGACAUUUCUGUAGAUAAAACCAUUCUUGGCAACCUAGGUAAACAAAGGGUUUGUUGGAGCUUUGAAGAGAUUCUUAGUUACAUAUGAAGCAUAGGAGCCUCUCACUGGGAGGGUUUCAAUCGGCGAUGGUUUUGGGGUUGGUAGUUAUUGGUGGCCGGCUUUAUCCAAGCCUUGUUUUUCAAGUUCACUUUGGUGAACAUUUUUUUUUUGGUUAUGUUCAUUGCGUAGCCUUCCCUACAUAGUACCACAGAGUGUAAACUUUG